AAUCAUCCGUACUUUAUUCAUCACCUGUCACCACCCACCCGAGCUGUUCCGAGCCAUUGACUUCGCCCACUGACUUGUCAGUGCGGGAUACGGCUUUUGGAAGACGGCUUGAUAUGUACGCAACAAGUCUGCGCUACCUCGCGCGUACACGGGGCCGCAAUGGCGCCAGUCACAGCUCGUCGCGAACAUGGCGCCGAUUCCUCAGUUCACAUGGCACCUUAUUAACGGCGUACCCACAGCGACGAACACCCCGCCAACAUCACCCCGCGACGAUACCGACAAUACCAACGAUCCCAACCACGAGAUUAAUACUACCACUACAACCGGGUAUUCCGUUAGACUCCAGGCGUCAACCCACGCGACACUAUGCCGUCGACAGUAGCGAACACCCGCCGAAAUCCAUCGCCAUUCUGGGCGGUGGCCUGACCGGGCUCUCCACGGCCUGGCACCUGACACGCGUCUUGCCCAAGGCAAAGAUCACCAUCUACGAGGCGCAAACGCGGAUGGGAGGCUGGAUUGAAACCGACAAGGUCGAGGUGAAGACCCCCGACGGUGGGGUGGGCACCGUACACUUCGAGCGCGCUGCUCGCAUGAUCAAGCCGCAGACGGAGGAUAAGCGGGUUCCCAAGUGGGACGAUCUGCUAUUCUUUGAGAUGGUCACGGAGCUCAAUCUCACCGACCAGCUCAUGCACUUGAAGAAGGCGGAGGAGUCCGUCGCCGGCUACAUUUACUACCCGGACCGCCUUGUCGCGAUCCCUAAAGCGUCCAAAACCAUGUUACGGGACAUGUUUGGGAGUGUCAGUGGCUUGGUCAAAACUUUCACCAUGCUUGCCCAACCCUUGUUCCGAGAUUUGAUUCCCAGCUGCUUCCACAUCCUCCGCAACAAGGACAACCCUUACCAGAAGGACAUGUUUGAAGGGCGCAGCGAUAUGUCGAUAGGAGACUUCUUUUCCCACUCGUUCGGAAGGCCUGGUCUGGUGGACAAGGUCUUGUCAGGCAUGAUCCACGGCAUCACGGGCGGCGAUGUGUGGAAGCUGAGCAUGGGCAGUGGCUUCCUGGCGGACCACACCAUGCCUAACAACAUCCGGCGCAUCGGCUGUUCCCCAGUGCGGACCGCCGACUUCGAAAUGAUGGUGGCGCUGCUCAAGAACAAGGCCGUUUUUGAUUUAGCCUCGCAGCAUCUCGACACGAGCGCCCUCUGGUUCCGCGACGGCUUCAGCACUCUCCCCAAGGCCCUCGCCGCUGCGCUAGAAAAGAACCCCAUUGUCACAAUCAGGACGGGAACCCCCGUCCGUCUCGUCGACUAUAGAGAAGACGUAGACAAAGUCGCAAUUCACACUAAGAACACCACCUCCGAACCGGCCAUGUACGACAAGGUGGUCUCGACCAUCUUCGCCAAAACCCUCUCCGAAAUAACACAAAACCACCUUCCAUCCCUCGCGUCAUCUACCGCCGUCAACAUCAUGGUGGUCAACAUCUGGUAUCCCGUCCCGCAAGCCAACUUCCCCCACAAUGGAUUCGGCUACCUCCUCCCGCAAGCCCUUUCCUUUGACCAAAACCCCGAGUGCGUCCUCGGCGUCAUCUUCGACUCGGACCGCGAGUCGCCCCUCCCCACGGCGUCCAACCCUGACCCCGGCUACCGCGGCGCCGACACCGUCCCGGGGACCAAGCUCACCGUCAUGAUGGGGGGCCACUACUGGGACGGCUGGCCGUCCUCCGCCAUGGAAGACACGAAGCGCGCCGAGGAGGACGCGCUCGCCGCGGUCGCGCGCCACCUCAACCUGCCACCGGAGCUGACGGCGCAGGCGCACGCGUCGGCCAAGCUCCGCCGCGAGUGCAUCCCGCAGCACCUGGUGGGCCACCGCGGGCGCAUGCAGGCCGCCCACGCCGAGCUGGAGUGGGCCUUCAAGGGCCGCCUCGCCGUCGCGGGGCAGAGCUACCAGAGCCCGGGCGUGCUGCCCAUGCUGCGCGCGGGCCGCGACGUCGCCCGCCAGAUCGCCGGCCGCGAGGGCCGCGUCACCAAGGGGUGGUCCGUCGGCGACACCGGGCUCCAGCGCUUUGAGCAGCCCAACCUCCUGUCGCUGUACACGCCCAUGCCGCGCGGCAUGAUGCCGCUGCGCUCGGGGAGCGGGGCCUACAUGGAUGACAACGGGAAGCUGAGGUCGAGAGACGGGCUCUCGCUUGAAGACGUGGUCAAGGAGGCGAGAGAAUGGCAAGAACGGAAAGAACGGGGAGACAGGUGAAGCCGAGGUUGGCGGUGGGGUGCGUGCGUGUAUCUAUGUGGUAUGUAUGUAUCCCGUGUGCGUGUGUAUUCAAAGCGGCUUUUUGGGUGUAUGUGUUUUGAUAGAUGGACACGACGGGAUAAGUCCCAGUCCCCCUAGGUUGCUGUUUAGACAAAAAGAAUACGAGAGACCUCAGCAUCCUGAGUAAACUACAUCAGCUAUUACCCAUAUCCUAGACAAUACCGGGGGUUAUGCACAACUAGGUUUGGGAGAGACAAUUAUAUCCCGACAUCCCACCCUACUACCGAACGAUAGAAGCCAAGGCCACAUCAAACGGACGCAACUCCAAAAACAUAGAAUAGCAC
This is a messenger RNA of Chaetomium fimeti, 2587 nucleotides long. RefSeq lists its product as uncharacterized. The transcript is spliced from 3 exons. Gene Ontology annotation, biological process: porphyrin-containing compound biosynthetic process. The record is from RefSeq and is a predicted model, not a curated record. Bases 114 to 2243 code for a protein of 709 amino acids. Lineage: Eukaryota; Fungi; Ascomycota; Sordariomycetes; Sordariales; Chaetomiaceae. Gene Ontology annotation, molecular function: protoporphyrinogen oxidase activity, oxygen as acceptor.